ACCCUUUAAAGUAUUCAUAUAUACUUUCAAACAUACAUUUAGCCUGCCUUUGUAAUAUGAGCAUGUUUUUUUUGCUCUGCUUCUGCAAAACUAGUUAGACAACUUUAUCCACACCCUCUUGCCUGCCAAUCCACUCUGCGCCCCAAUCAGACACCUGAACGCUGAGGUCAGGUCCGCUAAAACGCAUCGCUGCCAGAACCGGGCCUACAGGCUCAAAUCCCUCCUCCUGAAACGAGAGGAGUGAAUACAGAGCAGGUUAGCAGGUGCUUAAGCUGUCGAGAAGAAGACUUUUUAAGUGACGUUUAACACAGCUUCUCCCUUCUCUACUGGAUAAAAAUGUAAGAUCCUAUCAGCGUGUGAAUCUUGUGCCAGUGUUUUGCUGUACUGGAGGAUGGAGCUCUAGCUCAUAACCUGCAGGAGCAGGAAAUUGAGCAGUAUUACAACUCAAAUGUGCAGAGGAAUCAGCUGGUGCAGAGGGACAUCAGAGUAGCAAAGAGACUCCAGGAUGAGGAGAAGCAGAGUGCUCAGAUGCUUCAGCAACAGGCCACUCGUCAACUGGAGGAGCGGGACUCGGAAUACGCACGCAUGAUUCAGGAGGAGAUCCAGAGACGUGCGGAGGAGGCUGUGAGGAGGGAGGUGGAGGACGAGGAAAUUGCAAAAAGGAUACAGGAAGAGGAAGAGCUUUGUGUGAGACACCGGAGCAGUUACCAAAAUAAAGAUGGUAGAGAGUCCACAAGCAUUCCUGCUCGUCCAUACUCACCCCAUGCUCCUCACAAUCGGUCUCCAACUAGAAGAUGGCAGCUCUCCUCCUCGCCCACUUACUCAGACUCUGAGGAGGAACUGAUUGAGUACAGCAGGCCUACAGUCAUACGGCAGGACAGCAAACUCAAUGUAGGCCAGAGGAAGCUGGUCAGAAGACCUUCCAGAGCUCAUUUAGAGCAGGAUGACAGGAGCAUGACCAGCCAGAGCAGCAGCAGCAGAUCCUCACACCUGUCAGGUGGAUGGGGUGAUGUCAUCAAGCUCAUAAAGAAUGAUAUGAGCGAGCAAGGCUACCUCAGCAACAGCUCUGAGGAUGAUCUCUUUGAACCCGUCUAUAAACUUGAGAAACUAUUGCGACAGAAGCAGCAGGUCUCGGGAAAGAGGCUGAGUCGCCACAGCAGUGUGAGGGAGGAUCAUAGCAGAACGUGGCAGGGAGACGGUUGCGGUCGUAGGGAGAGUUUUAGGGAAAGGCAUGUUCAUUUCCCGGAUGAACGGAGGUCCAAUCGUGGCAACAGUUGUAGGACCAGCGAAAAUGGUUACAGUGACACUAGGGAAAGAGUUCAGUGUUCAACAGGGAUAUUAAGGGAUGAUCACACACACCUCAGAGAAACUCAAGGUCUCCAGACUCAAGCUCAGGUGUUUCGACGGAACAUUUCAAUGCGACGUAGUUAUCAUGGUAACGUAAGGCGGUCAUCAGUGCGUGAUGGAAGCAGAACAUGCAGCGUAGAUGAUUCUAACUUGGCUAGAGCAAGACUCUCAAAUAAUGCCCCCUCACUGCAUGCUAGAGCACCACAGUUGAUGGAGGUGGAAGUGGAGGACCAUUUGAGAGAUACAGGGAGGUUGGAGAUGAUGAGAGCCAGAAACGCACGGCAGAGAGCUAGAUCAUUAGCCGAGGAUGAAAGGAGGAUAGACAGGGACCACAGGCGUGGAGAUGGUAGAGUGAGGCGAAGUCAAAGCGAGCGCUGGCAGACCUUUGAGGAAGAAAGAUCGAGCACAGAGGAAGAGAUGGAGAGGGAGAGCAGGAGGGAGGAGAGACGGAUGCAGAGACUCCAGUCUUCCGGAGCAGGAUCUGCUUUUAGGAGUGAAAUGGCUGCUCUUGACUUGGGAGAACUGGAGCAAGUGCUGCUGGAUGAGGAGCUGGCCCGCAGGCUUCAGGAAGAGGAGGAGAGAUUGACUGAAGAGACUCGGCAAGGUUCCUCUCCUCUUAGAAGGGACUGUCCUGUUGGAGACUUCAGAGCGGCACAAGUUGCUCAAGAUGAGGAAAUUGCACGUUUCAUGCAGAAACAGGAGAUAAAGGCUAAACGGAGAUCUCGUGAGCUGCAACAUGCUGGACCUGGGCGGGAAUACAGGGAGAAUGACAGGAGAGCAGCAUGUGACAGACAGAGGCAGAGACUGGAUUCUGAAGGACUUCAAUCCCCAGUUGAGGACUUUACUCCAAGUCAAAAUUCCAUGACCAUGCAAUCGCAAGCCAUCAGGAAUGUUGCAGAAGAGCUGGACCCCACUUUUCAAAGGAAGGAUGCAGAUGAAGCAGGACAAAUUAAUGGUCCCUGUCAAAUUCAAACUUCACAAGUAGGCUUGUACAAUCCCUUGGAAGAACCUACUUUUGUGCCACCCACGAAACGACAGAGUGACAAACUGGGACGAGUAAAGCCCAAGGAGAAAAAGGAAAAUACAAAACAGAAAGAGAACUGCAAGCAGCAGUGAUGUUGGACAUAUUAUAGUUGAUUUCACACACUUAUAACAAAUUCAUGAAAGAUUAAAGAUAUGCAUGUAUGUCCUGACAAUUUGGGGCUUUCCAGUCUUCUGCUUUCUCCAAGACUUAUGGGAUACUUUUUAACCAACAAAUCGACUUGAACUUGCAAAACAGGGACACUCCAUCCAGAUAAUGCUGCUAUUACUAGUAAACAUCUGUUUAGGUCAUGUCUUGGUUUUUUGGUUUAUUUGUUUCAUUGUAGUUUAGCGGCUGAUAUGUCACCACCAUGGGAAAGCUCCCUCUAUAAGUACUUGGAAUUACACAUUUGACUUCUGGGAAAACCUGAAAUGAUACUACACUUUGAUAAAGGAAGUUGGCACAUGGUUGAGUUAACAUCUGGAGUUUUCUGCAUGACUGUUAAUCUCUGAAGAUGCCCAAGCGGGCCUUCUUUUAGAAUUUCAUGUACCUUUUUUUUCCCCUGUAUUCCAGGAACUACACCAGUCUUAAUUUGCCUAAAGUGUUUUUUUUUUUUCUCCAUUUUUAUUCGUCUCCAUAUUAUGUAUGCCUCUAAUUUGUAAGAAGUUAGACAUUUUUUGCAAAAAAAAACCAACAAAUCAUGCAUUCAUAUUGUAAAAAUGUUUACUAUUCAUAAUACUACUACUAAUAAUAUUUAGUGGUUUACAAGACUUCUCUGGAUUGAGUUCCUUCUUUAUAGUCUACAUCAGCAUAUAUUCUAUAUAUGUAUAGUUUUACAAGGCUGGAGGAAAUGAAACUCAUUUUUGUGUAUUUUUGUACUGCCACCAUUAUGUUUCCAAUAUAUUUAGCACUGUUAUGACAAUGUUAAAUGUGUUGUCAUGAAUCAGUAUGCCGCCUUUAAUGCCUAUAUAAAGUUUAAAAAAGGCUUUGUACAGAAGACAAAAUUAUAAUAUUAUUAUUGUUCUGGAUGUAUAUCAAUAAACACUUUACACUUGCAGCAGAAA
Megalobrama amblycephala (Wuchang bream) is the source of this 3432-nucleotide messenger RNA. RefSeq names its product coiled-coil domain containing 187 (gene ccdc187). NCBI's taxonomy places the organism in Eukaryota, Metazoa, Chordata, Actinopteri, Cypriniformes, Xenocyprididae. The record is from RefSeq and is a predicted model, not a curated record. Bases 529 to 2463 code for a protein of 644 amino acids. The transcript has 12 exons.